AGUAGGUAGAGGUCAGUGCAUAUAUUGCGUUGGUGAGGUGGAGAUCAUAAUUAAAUAGGUCAGAUUCUGGACUAUUUCUGUUGAGACGCACCCUACCACUUGAUUUUCGAAGGGAGAAGCAUGAUGGCUAAACAGGGUAGAAUCGGCAAAUUAGGCUCGCUACUGACCAGAAUCAGAAGAGCUAUACUUGCAGGACUGGGUACUCUUCUUACAGCACUACUAGCUACUGGAUUAAGAGGAGACUGGUUACUUAUGUACGUCCAGAUCAAGAGACUCUGGCAGGAGGAUACGACAUGGAGGACGAUCCCCUCUCAACAUACUUCAUUCGACAUCGACAACGUGACCAAUCAUGAGUUCGUAGGCUUUGGCGGAUAUUACAUGAAGGAUGUAGGAUUUUAUGUUCUUCAAUCUUUCACUGGAGCUUUUCUCAUCUUCUAUGGAGUCGGUGGCUACUUGAAAUGGUACUAUUACAUCCAACGCCGUGAGAGGGCAGCAGACUGGAAAUGUCAACCGGAUCGGUUCUUACAACCCGAGGAUGACCGGUUAGAAUUUUGGUUGGGAUCGCUCAACAUAGCAAUCGGUUCACUUUCAUUUGGAAUUUUAGUAACCUACAUCAUGAACGGAGGGGAGACCAAACUUUACUACAGCAUCAAAGACUAUGGGUGGGUCUACUUUCUACUCUCGAUCCCUGGCUUAUAUGUGUACAACGAAGCUUCGUCCUAUUACACCCAUCGAUUGAUGCACCAUCCUAUCUUGUAUCGUCGCUAUCACAAGCUUCAUCAUCACUUCAAGGCUCCCACACCCUGGACAGCUGCUGCCUCGCAUCCAUAUGAAUUCAUCAUCUUCCAGUUCCUCCUCGAGAUACCUAUCUUUCUAGUCCCGUUACACGCAGGUGUAUUCCUGUGUUGUCUAAUAUACGGAUACUAUCACAGCAUCAUUUCGCACUCGGGCAUUGACCUUCACUCGAUGUUCCCAUGGCAACCAAGUGUCAUCUUCCAUGACGAUCAUCACAAGUACUUCCAUUGUAAUUUUGGAGUCAAUACGAUGAUAUUUGACAGGCUUCAUGGCACACUGCGUAAAAACAACAGAUUCUACUCAGAAACAACAUUCGGCGGGAAGGGCGCGCCCAUACAAGAACCAUCAGCAGCCAGAGUCACUGAUAAAUAUUCGUAGCCUCACGCUUAUCAA
Strongylocentrotus purpuratus (purple sea urchin) is the source of this 1188-nucleotide messenger RNA. RefSeq names its product delta(7)-sterol 5(6)-desaturase erg32. The coding region runs from base 121 to 1173 and encodes 350 amino acids. Gene Ontology annotation, molecular function: C-4 methylsterol oxidase activity; iron ion binding. NCBI's taxonomy places the organism in Eukaryota, Metazoa, Echinodermata, Echinoidea, Camarodonta, Strongylocentrotidae. The record is from RefSeq and is a predicted model, not a curated record. Gene Ontology annotation, biological process: sterol biosynthetic process. The transcript is spliced from 7 exons.